Messenger RNA from Magallana angulata, 1511 nucleotides. Its product is annotated as U3 small nucleolar ribonucleoprotein protein IMP4-like. NCBI's taxonomy places the organism in Eukaryota, Metazoa, Mollusca, Bivalvia, Ostreida, Ostreidae. The transcript is spliced from 10 exons. Gene Ontology annotation, molecular function: rRNA primary transcript binding; snoRNA binding. The record is from RefSeq and is a predicted model, not a curated record. Gene Ontology annotation, cellular component: small-subunit processome; nucleolus; Mpp10 complex. Gene Ontology annotation, biological process: rRNA processing. Bases 55 to 933 code for a protein of 292 amino acids.
UUAACUUUCUCAAAGAAAUGUGAAUUUUCUAGUCUUUAAUUCACGGAUAAUAAAAUGAUAAGGCGUCAAGCUCGUUUGCGGAGGGAAUACCUAUACAGAAAAGCUAUCGAAGACAGAGACAAAACAAUCCUAGAAAAAAAGCAGAGAUUAAAACAAGUGCUCGAUGACAAUAAAGAGAUCCCAUCAGACUUGAGGAAGGAUGCAAUAAGCAUACAGAAAACCUUAGACUGGGAAGGUCCAGGAGGAGAAGGUAUAGUGAACCAUGUGGAUGAUGAGUAUAAAUGGGCCGGUGUGGAGGAUCCCAAAAUCAUGAUCACGACCUCCAGGGAUCCAAGCUCUAAACUCAAACAGUUUGCAAAGGAGGUGCGUUUAAUUUUCCCGAACAGCCAGAGAAUAAACCGUGGCAACUAUGAAGUGAAACAGCUGGUGGAGGCGUGUCGUUCUAACGACGUGACUGAUCUCAUCUUACUGCACGAACACAGAGGUGUUCCUGACGGCCUCAUAGUGUGUCACCUUCCGUUCGGGCCCACUGCGUAUUUCACUCUGUCCAACGUGGUGAUGCGACACGAUAUUCCCGACGUCGGAACCAUGUCUGAACAGUUCCCCCAUCUCAUCUUCCACAACUUCUCAUCCAGACUAGGAAACAGGGUGAAGAGUAUCCUGAAGUAUUUGUUCCCAGUCCCUAAGGAGGAAAGUAAGAGAGUGAUUACAUUUGCCAAUGAUGAUGAUUUCAUUUCAUUUAGGCAUCAUGUGUACAAGAAGACAGAGAAUGGAAAAGAUAUAGAACUACAAGAAGUUGGGCCUAGAUUUGAAAUGAAAAUUUACCAGAUAAUCCUGGGUACCAUAGAAAAUGUAGACACAGCUGACACAGAAUGGGUGUACAGGCCAUACAUGAACACUACAAAGAAACGCAAGUUCUUAUCCGACAACUAACCGCUAUACAGCUGUGUUAUCCUAAUGUUGACUGUUCACAUAAAUGCUGGAACUUUUAGAGUUAUGAUUUUGAAAAAUUUACGAGGCAGAUAUGAGAAGACAAUACAUGAACAUUACAAAGAAACCCAAGUUCCAACUAACCACUGUACAGUGGUGUUAUCCUAAUGUUGACUGUUCACAUAAAAAUUGGAUCUUUCGGAAAAAUAAUUUUGAAAAAUUUACAAGGCAGAAAUGAGAAGACAAUUUAGGGAAAGUGGUGAUUUCCCAUUUGAAGAUCGAUACAUGAAUGCUUAAAAGGGGAAUUCAUCCAUCCAUUGGACUUUUGUUUUCAAAGCCCUCUACAGCUGAUGUGUUUCAUAUUAAUAGAUCAGUUUUAAUGGCUGGCAUUUUAAAUGAAGUUUUAUUUAUGGUGGUUUGAAGAAUAUAUUCAUUAUAUCCUCAGUCCUACCAUAUGGAUAAAUGUAUUUCAUUCUGACAGAUUAUGCACACUUUUCUAUCAAAAAAACAGAUUGUUUGCUGUUAAACAUGAUUUGAAUGUGACCUAGACUUCUGUUUGUUUGGAAAUCAUUUCAUCAUUA